Messenger RNA from Cuculus canorus (common cuckoo), 1602 nucleotides. RefSeq names its product epithelial stromal interaction 1 (gene EPSTI1). NCBI's taxonomy places the organism in Eukaryota, Metazoa, Chordata, Aves, Cuculiformes, Cuculidae. The record is from RefSeq and is a predicted model, not a curated record. The coding region runs from base 69 to 968 and encodes 299 amino acids. The transcript is spliced from 11 exons.
AGUUUUGAGUCUUUCUCCAGCCUUAGCUGCAGUAGUCCUUUCUGACAAGGCAAAGUAUUGCUAAAGUGAUGUCUGGGGUCGGCGGAUGGAGGGAAGGCAGCAUGUAUAGGAGGGCUGCUGCCUCCAGUGCUCCGUUUUCCUCUCAGGGUUACCACUGGGAUGGCAGCAGUGAAAGAGAAGAGGCUGAAAACCCUCAGAAGAUGACAACAUUUGGAGAGGAACAAAGUGGACGAGCAUUAGUCUACCAAAAACAGCAAGAGCAGCAUGUCAGGCCAUAUAUUGUGAUAACUCCAAAUGAAAUGAGAAGAAACAAGUUACAGCAAGUUGCUAGGAGAGAGUUAAAUGACUUGGAGCAGUGGAAGAAAGAGCACAGGCCAGGGCCAGUUAAGUUGGCUCCACAGAGACUGGGUGGAAAGGAAUCAGAGGCUCAAGCAAGGCAAAACCAGCAAAUGAUGCUCAUGCAAUCUAAAUACCAGCAAAAGCACAAGAGAGAAGAAUAUGUAAAGGCAAAAAAGGCAGCUGAAGAAGCUGAGAUCCUGAAAAAGAAAGCAAUUCAGAGAGAAAAGGCAGAGAGACUUGAAGUUAAAAAAAUACAACAAGAAAUGCAAAGAAGAGAGAUAUUCCUUGAAGAUCAAUAUUACAAAACCAAUGAAUUAUUGAACAGAUUGGACUUGGGUUUUACAAAGAGUGGCUCCUGUCAGAUUGCUAAUCAUGGCCAAGAAUCUACAGCGUGGGUAAGCAAAACCAUGACUAGGAGCCAUGCUUAUAAACAAGCGCUUCGAGAGGACGAAAACAGAAGAUUAGAGGAGAUGAAGCAAGAACAAUGGAGGAAGGGUGAAUUAAUGGAAAUCAAACAAAAGCAGGAAGAGGAAGCCAGGACAAGAGCACUUCAAAAUGAACAGAGGAGGGUAAAUAAUGCUUUCCUGGACCGACUCCAGAACAAAACGCAACCUGAUAGCAUCUACUAACCUGGAUCUUCUGGGAGUCUGGACUACUUCAGUAACGGCACCUGGGGUAGUGGAGAAACAUUCACUUUCAUCUGGCCUUGGCCAAAUGACCUUGUAAAAGAGCCAAGAAGGCACUCUUUUAUCAUUGUGAUUUUUUUUCUUACCCUGACUUCAGCUUCACGCCCACUUCAUGAGCAAUCUGCGGAGACUGGUUUCUAGCUGUCAUUAUUCACGCAUAUUUGAAGCAGCUGAUUAUGAAAGUCUUAUUUAAUUUUUAAUAAGAGAAUGUGUCAUUUUUUUUUUCAUAAAUUGUUUUGCCUCUUGAAGAACGUAAUUAUUCUGCUCUUUGGAAUCUGAGAAAAUGAAGAUAUUACUGGCUGCAGAAGCUGCAGUAAUAUCUGUGUUUACUUGUUUUUCUAUAUCCAGGCAGAGAUGUCUCAGAGAUUUAGACUAAAGAAGCAGGUAGACGGAUUUCUUUUGGAAUGAGGAGGAGAAGCGUUGAUGAUUUGAUUUGGGGGUUUUGUUUUGUUUUUGUAAGGGAUUUGUGGAGUUGUUUUGCUAUUGUAUUCAAUAGCAGAUGAAGAAACAGGUGUGUAUUGUAGCCUGGAUCUUGUAAAUAUGUUCUUAGAAAAACAUAAUACAUGAAAGAAAUAAA